CCGCACUGCCAGUGCUGGGGGCGUCCGUAUCGCUAACUCCUCAGUCUCCGCAACCCCCGCCUCACCGAGAGUCGGGCUCACGCCAUCUUGCACCCCCUUUCCCCCCGUCACACAGCCGAGUCACCUUUUCCCUUUCUACACUCCACACUCUCUGCCCCCCCACCCCGCCCCUUUCCAAGCGUGUCCCGGGCCGCAGCAGCAGAAACCGCACCAUCUCCACCCCCCACAUUCUCCUCGCAGGAAGCGCAGCCGUGCCUACAAGGGUUCUUAAAGCAGAGAUGAAUAAUACUGCAGCUAGUCCAAUGUCUACUGCAACUUCAAGUAGUGGAAGGAAUACAGGGAAGUCUAUAAGCUUUGCAACAGAAUUACAGAGUAUGAUGUAUUCUUUAGGUGAUGCUAGAAGGCCUCUUCAUGAAACAGCAGUUUUGGUAGAAGAUGUGGUACACACCCAGUUAAUUAAUCUGAAUGAACAAAAGAACUUUUCCUCUGGAUGCUUGGGAUCUUCCCCAUUUUAUGUUGAGUCUACAGCCGUUGACAAUCAACUUAUUAAAGGCCUUCUCAGCAGCCACUCUGCAGACUGCCCUGUGGAAACCUGGAUGAAAGCACACUGCUCUCUCUGA
Piliocolobus tephrosceles (Ugandan red Colobus) is the source of this 620-nucleotide messenger RNA. Its product is annotated as transcription initiation protein SPT3 homolog. Gene Ontology annotation, molecular function: protein heterodimerization activity; transcription coactivator activity. Lineage: Eukaryota; Metazoa; Chordata; Mammalia; Primates; Cercopithecidae. Gene Ontology annotation, biological process: transcription by RNA polymerase II. The transcript has 4 exons. The record is from RefSeq and is a predicted model, not a curated record. Bases 279 to 620 code for a protein of 113 amino acids.